Molecule: messenger RNA, 303 nt
Organism: Arabis nemorensis
Lineage: Eukaryota; Viridiplantae; Streptophyta; Magnoliopsida; Brassicales; Brassicaceae
Source: the annotation of a GenBank genome assembly
AUGUCUUCCGUCGACCUCUGGUUUGAAACCGGUUUGAAGCUUGUUGUUCCAUAUCAUAUGGUUACUGCAAAUCCAAUAGGCUCCAUCUCUUACUCUCCAAUGAUUAUCUUUGGAGUUGUGCAUAACCUUCCUCAUCCGCCUGGAGCCGCCAGACCCUCCGAAUCCACCAGAUCUAUCAGCUGUAGCUUCAUCUUAGCCUCCAUCUACGCUCUCUCACGAAGCCUUGCCGACUUGCUUGCCAUUAAAGUACAUCUGGUGCUCCUGGUCCCUAGCCUUGUUUCAUCCAGCCAGCCAUCGUGGUGA